AUGGAAACCGUCGGACCAAACACUCGAUUGAAGAUGCUGCUGCUGCUAAUGUGGGUGCUACUUUGGGGACCUUCAGCUUUUGGAUCGCCUUUGGAAAUUCAACUUCUGGAUAUGAUGCUGCGGGAGGCUGAGGGUUAUCCCAGCAAUGGUAGAAGUCAGAGGGAUAUAGACGUGUUGCCAGCUGCCUCCAUUGGUUGCGAUGAAAGUAGCUCCCAGGAGGAAUUUAGCAACCUAUUUGAUGAUUAUGAGGAGAGCAAAGAAGAGUGCCUGGAGUUUCUACCUCCCUGUGAACCAUCUUUUCAGGAUGGACUGCCCAUCGAUCAUCCAUGUUUCGUUAAAUUACUCCUACUAAGAACUCCGCUGCUGAAGCAGGAUCCUUGUGCCAAUUUCUCUUUAAUAGCUGAAAACCCAAUCACCACCACAGUGAAACCUAAAAGCAAGAAAUGCAACCCAAGGCGUAAAGCUAAGAAGAGUGGGAAAGAAAAUGUGUUGCUGGGAUUACCCAAUAAUCGGACACUGGAUUCCACCACAAAUGCUCCCAUCAUCUCAACAACAACAACAGCAGAACCGAAUUCUAAAAUUAUUAACAUAAGAAAAUUAGUUCCAAGGGUCAAACCCAAUACCACCAGUACAACAACAAGCACAACAACCACUUUGGAAACUACAACUGUAGAGGAAACUACAACACCACAGGAAGAAACCACUGAAGCCCCACCAGAAACCACCACUGAGCUGGAAACCACCACAACACCACCUAGCACCACCUCAACAACUACCACAACCCAACCCCCUUUCACCGCCAACCAAUUAAAACGUUUGAAGACCUUUAGGGAAAGACAAAAGAGUUCCAGGAGAAAGUCUCCCAAUGUGCCCGAUCCCCCGCAGAUCAAGCUAGAUAAUGUCAGCCAACCCAGCGAGGUCAUCCAGGUCAUAAUGACCACCGAAGCUGCCGAACUGAAACUUAAACCGGAAGUUAACACCACCACUACGGUCGUGCCUACAACGACUGUUUCUACCACCACUUCCAAGCCGGAAACCACAACCGUGGAGAGCUGCGAAGAUGAAGUGGAAGCUACCAAGGUGCCGGAAAACUCAGGAUGUGAAGAUGACGAGGCUUCCGAUCAGUCUGAAAAUAAAGUUACUAACACCACAGAAGAACCCUGUGAGGACACCGAUGAGCAGGAUACCAAUCUGUGUCCCCAGUUUAUGCCAACACAAGGAGCUGAACGACCAAGACCCCCUCCACCAUAUCGUUUCCGCAAGCCCGUGAAAAAUUAUGUGGAACCCAUUCUGUAUGAGGGUAACUUCGCAAAGCCACUUCAGCGAAUGCCUCCAAUGGGACCCCAGCAAAGGGACUACUUUGUGACCAACAAACAGAUAGUUCCCAAACCAAGACCCAAGUACAGGAAACGCAUUCCUCCCUCUAUCUAUAUGAACAACAUUGUAAGGGGCCUGGACUGCAGUGAUGAAGUGAGUCAGCAACCUUCACGGACUCCCAAUCAGCCACAAAUGAGUUGGGAUGUAAUUCCUGCAGGUUUGAUUCCGCGUUUGAUGAGACCUGAGAGAAAAAUGAGAAGUUUCGCACCAACUCCUAUAAGGAGAAAUCCUUCGUAUCCAAGAAGCUCAGAGGAAAUGAUGGAAAGGCAAUACCAGAGGGAAAGGCAUCUUGACCCGAGACCACAAUAUCACCAUUUUCCCGAGGAUGAAGUACUCCAAGAGGAAAGGUCAAUGCCACCGGCCACCCCCACACCGAGCUUGGAUCCCUGCCAGCAGGAGCACGAUCACAUACUCUACAGUCAGCGACCACAUCGCCAGCAAACAGAGCAUCUCGUAGACUACCCCCAACCACCCACUUCCUCGCACUUUUUCACCUAAUUAGCCUUACCCGCAACUUAGCCAAGUACCACACAAAGCACCCAGUAACCAGUUAGCCACCAAAAAUAAAUAA
Messenger RNA from Drosophila eugracilis, 1948 nucleotides. Its product is annotated as proteoglycan 4. The record is from RefSeq and is a predicted model, not a curated record. Lineage: Eukaryota; Metazoa; Arthropoda; Insecta; Diptera; Drosophilidae. The coding region runs from base 1 to 1875 and encodes 624 amino acids. The transcript is spliced from 4 exons.